AGAUGUCCCACCAUGCUUUUCGAUCGGGCCGAGAAGAAAAGGCGUCAUGAUGCAGUCCGCUAGUGGCUUAGGGCUACAUCUGUUUAAAAUUAGAAACAAAUCUGCUUAGGUUCCGAAUAAAUCUCUUGAAAUAAGUCUGCUGAUAAAGUGUGAGACACUCAUGGUUCUUCAGAGAAAGUUUGUCCAGGAGAAUCUAGGCUGUUGAUGACAGCUAGCUAGCUGCGCUUUGGGGAUUGUUGGUUAAGCUCGUCACCAUGGCGACAGACGUGGGCUCACCGCAGCGCUUCUUCCACAUGCCACGCUUCCAGCACCAGGCGCCACGGCAGGUGUUCUACAAGAGGCCGGACUUUGCGCAGCAGCAGGCCAUGCAGCAGCUCACCUUCGACGGCAAGCGGAUGAGAAAGGCUGUGAACCGCAAGACCAUCGACUACAACCCGUCUGUUAUCCGAUACCUGGAGAACCGUCAGUGGCAGCGGGACCACCGAGACUUCAGAGGCAUCCAGCCUGAUGCUGGCUGCUACAAUGAUCUCGUUCCUCCUCUCGGCAUGUUGAACAACCCCAUGAACGCAGUCACCACAAAGUUUGUCCGAACCUCCACCAAUAAAGUCAAGUGUCCUGUUUUUGUCAUCAGGUGGACUCCUGAAGGCCGCCGGCUGGUGACUGGAGCCUCCAGUGGAGAAUUCACUCUGUGGAACGGACUAACCUUCAACUUUGAGACCAUCCUGCAGGCCCACGAUAGUCCGGUCCGGGCCAUGACCUGGUCACACAAUGACAUGUGGAUGCUGACGGCGGACCACAGCGGCUACGUCAAGUACUGGCAGUCCAACAUGAACAACGUCAAGAUGUUCCAGGCUCACAAGGAGGCCAUUAGAGAAGCCAGCUUUUCUCCCACCGAUAACAAAUUCGCCACCUGUUCCGAUGACGGCACCGUCCGGAUCUGGGACUUCCUCCGCUGCCACGAGGAGCGAAUCCUCCGAGGUCACGGUGCUGAUGUGAAGUGUGUGGACUGGCACCCCACCAAAGGCCUGGUGGUGUCGGGCAGCAAAGACAGUCAGCAACCGAUCAAGUUCUGGGACCCAAAGACAGGCCAGAGUCUGGCUACACUCCACGCCCACAAGAACACAGUGAUGGAGGUGAAGUGGAACCUGAAUGGUAACUGGUUGCUGACCGCGUCACGUGACCAUCUCUGCAAACUGUUUGACAUCAGGAACCUGAAGGAGGAGCUGCAGGUGUUCCGAGGGCACAAGAAGGAGGCCACAGCUGUCGCUUGGCAUCCCGUACACGAAGGUCUGUUCGCCAGCGGAGGCUCCGACGGCUCGCUCCUGUUCUGGCACGCCGGAGUGGAGAAGGAGGUGGGAGGCAUGGAGAUGGCUCAUGAAGGUAUGAUCUGGAGUCUAGCCUGGCACCCACUGGGUCACAUCCUGUGUUCUGGUUCCAACGACCACACCAGUAAGUUUUGGACGAGGAACCGACCCGGGGACAAGAUGAGGGACCGUUACAACCUGAACCUGCUUCCUGGGAUGUCAGAGGACGGCGUGGAGUAUGAUGAUGUAGAACCCAACAGCUUGGCCACCAUUCCUGGGAUGGGAAUCCCAGAGCAGCUGAAAGCAGCCAUGGAACAGGAGCAGAGCAAUAAGGAGGUGGCUCCAGAAGUGGAGAUGUCCAUACCUGGGCUGGAUUGGGGCAUGGACGAGGUGAUGGGCAAAGAUUCCAAGAAGGUUCCUCAGAAGAAAGUCCCUUACGCCAAACCGAUUCCAGCGCAGUUCCAGCAGGCCUGGGCAGAGAACAAAGUUCCCAUGAUGCCUCCAUCUGCGGAUUUAUCCAAAGAUCGAAACAUGGAACAGAAGGUGGAGGGGAAGAAGAAAACCCAGGCAGAGCUGGAGCAGGAGAUGGCGGCGUUGCAGUACACCAACCCCCAGCUGCUGGAGCAGAUGAAGAUGAGCCAGAUGAUCUCGGAUGGGAAUAUGGGACCCCCACAAGGACCGGGUUCUAUGCAUCCCUUCCAGGGCCCUGGGGGUCCUGGAAGUUCUGGCCCUCCUGGUCAGCAGGGCUAUGCUCCAAACAUGCCUCCUCAGCAGAUGCCCAACAACAUGCCCCCCCCUAUAGGCCCUGGAGGGAUGCAGCAGUCUUUUAUGCAGCCUGGACAGAUGGGUCCCCCCUCUGGAACCCCAUCUCAUCAGGGUCCCCCUCAAGGCAUGAUGGGACCAUCAGACAUGCAGGAACAACAAAGACAUCCUGGCCCACCAAGGCAUAUGGGCCCUCAAGGACCUCAUAGUAUGGGGCCCAGAGGGAUGCAAGGGCCUCCUGGUGGGAUGAUGAGCCACCCUCCUCGAGGAAUGGGUCUAAGGGACCCUCAGGGGCCCCCACCUCAGGGCGGAAUGAUGCCACAUCAAGGAAACAUGAUGGGGCCUCAGGGCCAACUGCAGGGUGGAAUGAUGGGGCCACCACCCAGGACACACGGCAACAUGCCUAACAACUAUGGGAUGGGCAACAUGCAGGGGCCGCAAGGAGGAAUGCAGGGGCCGCAAGGAGGAAUGCAGGGGCCGCAAGGAGGAAUGCAGGGGCCGCAAGGAGGAAUACAAGGACCUCAUGGGAACAUGCAGGGCCCCUCGUAUAUACAGCACCAGGGUCAGAACUCUGGGCCUAUGAUGCAUGGAAUGGGGCCACAGGGGCCCAACAAUAAGGGAGACCAUCGAGGGCCACCCCCUAACCACCACUUGGGCCCUUCUGACCGGCAGGGUCCCGGAGGUUCAGGAGGACCGGACUCGGGUUCAGGUUCUUACUGGGGAGACAACCAGCAGGGACGAAGGGGCCCGCAGGACUUUGAUGGAGGGCAGGACUUUCACAGCCGAGGAGAGGAUAGCUGGAGACCAAAAGGACCAGGACCUGGUCCAGGGUACCAGGGGGGCGGCCACAGAGGGGGAGGGCACCGAGGCGGAGGAGGGAACUGGGGCCCUGAUGAGCGUUUCAGUGGGGGGGACUUCAGAGGACGGCGGGACGACAGGUUCAGAGGGGGUGGAUCUGGACGACCAGGGGGGCGGGGCUAUGCUGAGGAGUACAGUGGCCAGGAGGAGGGCUUUGACAACGCUGAGGAAAUAAGCCGAGGCUGGGACUCAGGGGGCCGUGUGAGGCCCCCGCGAGGAGGUGGUCCACCACGAGGAGGAGGUCAUGACGGGUAUCGGGACGACGGUUCGUCUCCUGGUGGUCGGGAGCGUCCCUCGUCCAUGCAGGGAAUGGACAUGGCGUCUCUGCCGCCCCGGAAGCGUCCUUGGCAGGACGGUCCAGGAACAGGAGACCACGAGCUUCCUGAUGGAGGUCGUCCUCCUCCGAGGGACGACGCCGGCGGUUACGGUCCCUCUGGCCGAGGUGGGCGGGGCGGCUGGGGUCCUGGUGGAGGCCUGGGACCCGGAGCGGGUCUCCGGCGAGGAGGACCGCCUCCCAGAGGAGGUCCGAGGGGCGGUGGGCGAGGCCGGUAGUGCUAGUGUCCUCUGAGCGCCUCCAUGGAUCCUGAAAACUCCAGACUGUUGGUCAUGUGACCAGAGCGGCGGCUGGCUCACCUGAGCAGCAGGUGUAUCAUACUGUAGAGACUGGUGGCUGUUUGUUUCUGCGGCGUUUUCUAACAGAUUUCUAUGUGUUUGUGUUUUCACCGAGCUGGACAAUAAAGAUUCACACUUCAA
Messenger RNA from Girardinichthys multiradiatus, 3677 nucleotides. RefSeq names its product WD repeat domain 33 (gene wdr33). Lineage: Eukaryota; Metazoa; Chordata; Actinopteri; Cyprinodontiformes; Goodeidae. The record is from RefSeq and is a predicted model, not a curated record. The transcript is spliced from 21 exons. Gene Ontology annotation, cellular component: mRNA cleavage and polyadenylation specificity factor complex. Bases 255 to 3476 code for a protein of 1073 amino acids. Gene Ontology annotation, molecular function: protein binding.